UAUCAUAUUACUAUCACGUAAGGUAAUGGCAUCUGUAACUAUGGAGCAAAUUCGAAAGGCUCAGCGUGCUGAGGGUCCGGCCACCAUCCUCGCCAUUGGCACUGCAUGUCCACCCAACUUCGUAACCCAAGCUGAUUUUCCUGACUACUAUUUUCGUGUCACUAAGAGUGAACACAUGACUGCCCUCAAAAAUAAGUUCCAACGAAUAUGUGAUAAAACCAUGAUAAAGAAACGUCACCUGUACUUGACCGAAGAGCACUUGAAGCAGAACCCGAAUAUGUGCGAGUACUCGGCACCGUCUCUGGACACACGACAAGACAUGUUGGUGGUUGAGGUUCCCAAGCUUGGGAGAGAGGCUGCCAUGAACGCCAUCAAAGAGUGGGACCAACCCAAGUCAAAGAUCACCCAUUUAAUCUUCUGCACCACCUCUGGUGUCGACAUGCCUGGCGCCGACUACCAAUGCGCCAAGCUGCUCGGACUCAGCCCCUCUGUGAAGCGUUUGAUGUUGUAUCAACAAGGUUGUUUCGGUGGUGGCACCGUUCUUCGCCUCGCCAAGGACAUAGCGGAGAACAACAAGGGUGCUCGUGUUCUUGCAGUGUGCUCAGAGAUCAUGACGACUUCAAUAUUUCACGGGCCCACUGAAUCCCAUUUCGACUCCAUGGUGGUCCAGGCUUUGUUCGGAGAUGGGGCUUCUGCGCUCGUCGUUGGUGCUGAACCAGACGAGUCUGUUGGGGAACGACCGAUCUUCGAGCUGGUGUCAGCUGCGCAGACGAUCAUGCCAGACUCGGAUGGAGCGAUUGGAGGUCAUUUAAAGGAAUCUGGACUAAUGCUUCACUUAAUCAGGGACGUGCCCAAGUUGAUCUCUAACAACAUUGAGAAGAACUUGAUCGAGGCCUUCAGGGAAAUUGGGAUUAGAGAUUGGAACUCCAUAUUCUGGAUUGCACACCCUGGUGGGCGAGCCAUUCUGGACGAGGUGGAGGCGAAGCUGCGACUGAAGAAGGAGAAGAUGGCGGACUCACGCCAUGUGCUGAGUGAAUUUGGGAACAUGUCGAGCGCAUGCGUCUUCUUCAUAAUGGAUGAGUUGAGGAAGAGGUCGUUGGAGGAAGGGAAGUCCACCACCGGGGAUGGAUUGGAGUGGGGUGUUCUUUUCGGCUUCGGGCCUGGUGUGACAGUGGAGACAGUGGUCUUGCACAGCGUUGCAAACAAGGUUUAACUAUAUUUAUAUGAGAAGUGCUAAGCAUCACUGGCCAAUGACACAAGUGGAUAACAUAUAACUAACUAGUGGUGUGGUGAAAUCUAAUAUCAGGAUACACACUAUUUAAAUUAUUAUGGUGUAUCACUUUUGUGGUGUUGAGCAAAGUGACAAAUAUAACACUCUUUAUAUUUAUACAUGCUAUGGAAAAUGUAUGAUAUGUUUCCCCACAAUAGGAAAUGUUUAAAGAUCGAGAAAACCAAAAAAAAUUGAGAAAUAUUUAGCAAAUAUAGAAAUAUAAAUGGUUGUACUAAAGUAGUUAUGUAAUUUUUUAACAACAAAAAUUAUAUUUGUUAUUAUUUUGCUA
Messenger RNA from Humulus lupulus (European hop), 1559 nucleotides. Its product is annotated as phloroisovalerophenone synthase-like. Lineage: Eukaryota; Viridiplantae; Streptophyta; Magnoliopsida; Rosales; Cannabaceae. Gene Ontology annotation, molecular function: acyltransferase activity, transferring groups other than amino-acyl groups. The coding region runs from base 26 to 1213 and encodes 395 amino acids. Gene Ontology annotation, biological process: polyketide biosynthetic process. The record is from RefSeq and is a predicted model, not a curated record. The transcript has 2 exons.